AGUAUUAAGAAGCUUUUAAACUACGGUGCACUUUUUGCUGUUGCGGAAGUCUUUCUCUUGACAGCCAUCUUGUGCAGUCAGCACUGAUCGAAACGGUGGACUUAGAUUCCACAGACAUUCAUCGUAGCGGAGCAACCAAGAAGGAAUUUGAACGCUACGUUCAUUUUCGUGUUUGAUAAAAGACCCGUUUUGGUGGUGCACUUUGCUUCUGUGCUUUGCAGAAGUGAUGGUGAUGUUUGUGGCAGCUAGUGUAUGUUGAAGAUGUCCACUAGAAGUAAACGAAAGACUGGAUCAGAAAGUACCAGGAUGUCAUUUCAAACAGGGUUUAGCAGUGGCCGUGUUGUCCCAAGCAUUGGUAUGACAUCUAAGGAGCUGUGUGUCUAUGAUGACCUUUGCACUGGUCUUAUCCUUGACCCAUACCUUGGCUUUACUACACACAAGAUGAACACAAAUUUCCGACCAUUGCGUGGCAGUACAGAGCUGAAGCAUAUCGUUGAAAAUUUCAAGCACAUUCAAGACUAUGAGAGAACCUUUCAGUGCUUAUUACAGGUGGAUGUGCCACGUAUCUGCUGUCUAAACAAGACAAAGCACCAGCAGACCAUUCUGCGGCAGCAUGUAUACCGGUAUCUACGGAUGUUUGAUUUGAAUGCUGGCUAUGAAAUUUUGCCUUGCCAUCGUUACUCACUGGAGGGUAAAUUAGGUGGAAAGAUAUGUGCCACCCACUUCUGGAAAAAGAACUCUAAGAUAGAGCUACUGGUGGGCUGCAUUGCAGAGCUGACUCCAGAAGAGGAAAGUCAGCUGCUGAAACCAGGUGAAAAUGAUUUCAGUGUUAUGUACUCCACACGCAAGAACAUGGCCCCUUGGCUUGGUCCAGCAUCUUUCAUCAACCAUGACUGUCGUCCAAACUGUACGUUUGUGUCAACUGGUCGUGACACAGCUUGUGUAAAAGUAAAGCGAGACAUUGAGCCUGGUGAAGAGAUCACAUGUUUUUAUGGCGAGGAUUUCUUUGGUGAUGGCAACUGCAACUGUGAAUGCAUCACCUGUGAAAGAAGGCAAGCUGGUGCCUAUAGGCCACAGAAGUCUGUUACAGUGGAGGAGGACAAAGGGUAUUGUUUUCGUGACACAGAUGACCGUCUUAGUCGACUCAAAACGCAACCUAAAGAAAAACAACCAAAGUUUAAUGGAGUUACAAGGAGUGCAACAGAAUCUUGGGAUUGCAGAGCACGCAAUAUAAUGUCACAGGCCCAUCUGCUGACAGCAGCAGAACUGAAGCGUCGUGGUAUAACACGUUAUGAUGCAGAAAUUAUCCUUGAACAAGGCUUGAGCUUACCUAGUCCCAGACUUGUUUUAGACUAUCGAAUGCCUCAUCCUGCUGAAGGCUGCAUAGGUCCCAUAUCCACGGCUAAUAGUGUACCAGAGAGCUAUGUUUCCAGUACAGAAAAGUGUACUAUAGACAAAAGUGAUACCUCCGAUGACCAACCUCAGAAUAAAAAUGGUGCAUGCUCUAAGAUUUCACCAUGUGUACAACGGACACAUCGACAACGAGUCCUGAAUACAAAGAACCAUCAAAGUUUGCUAACCUCUUGUUGCAAAUUGGAAGAAACUCACUGUGACAAUAAAGAGCUCCAUGUUCAGGAUGAAAAAAUGCUUGAUUUCAAAUGCCGAGGGGAAGUUACUACGGUACCAGUCGUUGCUGAGGAAAACCCCAUGAUUAAGCCCAUGAUUCCUAGUCUUUUGGUGGCUGAGGGUCAUCAGCCUGUGCUAACAUCAGACCAGUACUUUAGUCAGCAUGCAAAUGGAAAGCUACACAAGUUCCCUACCAAAAUAAAAAAUGAAAGAAUUCCCAUCAGACAGAGCCCUCGUCUUCGCCAGCCUUCUGGAUUAGAGGUAUCAAAAUCGUGUGUAGACAAUGCAUUGGACUCUAACCAUAAUUUUCAUGAGCCACCAGUAUUGGAGCCUGAAGCGCCCAUUUUGUCACCAGCUGAAGGUGGGUAUGAAGAUACUGCUGUCAGUGAAGUGAGUGUGACAUGCAAGCUGGAACAAUCCCCACUUUAUUCCUCCCAUGAAGUGCCACAGUUGUCUUUUUGUGGUAACAUGUCCUCUGUAAAUAAUUUGACAACAAGCACUGUUGAGACUGAGUUUAAGCGAAAGGGAUCUUCUGAUGCAUGCUCUCCUACACCCAAGUUUCCAAGAAUGGUUUUACGAAUGCCAAGGGACCCUAUAUUAGAGGAGAAGCUGUCACAGUGUAGGUCAUCAGCUAUUAUAUUUAAGUGGAAGCAACCCAAGAAGCUGCGGCUGAGGUUUGAUGGGAAUUCUGUAGAGAGAUACCUUCCACAUGACACCAACUAUCCUUCCUAACCAAGGUACAAAACUAGCCAUACUGCCUUAUAGUUUUCACUGCUAGACUGUUUGAAAUGGCAAAUAACCUUUGGAUUAUUAGUGAGGCAGCUUCUGUUCCAAAGGGAAUUUCAAGAUCUUUAAGGCGUGGUAUUUAAACUUUUCGCCUGUGAUAACAGCAAGAUUUUGAAAAAGAAAUACUUGUGAACAUAUAUGCUAUGCUCACUAUGUUGGGACAUUGUCGUGGUUUCCAUUCUGUGAUCAGAUUCUCUAGGGAAGUCAGCUUACACUCAGGUGAUAUUUAAGAGACUGGUUACGUGGUUUUUUUUUUUUUUUUUUUUUUUUUGGUUAACUGCACCUUUGAGAUACUAGUUCAGGUGUGUGUAGCAUGAGAAAGGAAAGGAGUUUAUCUCUGUGUGUCUUUGUAUGUUCAGUGUAUAAAAUUUACAUUUUUUGAAAGAAUGCUCGAGUGAAUGCAAAAGAUACUGAGGCCAAAGAGAGAAACAGAAUAGGGUUGUUUUUUUUUAAAUCUGGUAACCAAACUGCAGCUUGGUGCAUUGAGAGGAAUGCACUCCAAAAGUUUUAGCAUCCCCCAAGCAGGAUACAAGGAUGGGAUGUAGAUAUAUUAAAUAAUGUAAGGAGAGGGUGUCAGUUCAUUUGUGUCCUUAGUUCACAUUAAAAUGGAAUCUAUGGUUGAUUUAGUGAAACAAGACCAUGUUGCAUAAAUGAUCAUAACAUAAUUGGAUUAGAGCAGGGGUGGGCAAUUAAUUUUCCAAGGGGCAGCAUGAGAAAUUGGGAUGGUUUUAGAGGGCCGGACUAAUAUAGUUAACUCAGUUUUACCCAAUACUGUAUGCAUAGCAUAUAUACUGGCGGCAGGCUGGCCGGUCAGAGACAGGAGGCGGGCCGGCCUUUGCCCAGGUCUGGAUUAGAGGGAGCUAUGUCUGGCACCUUAGAUACCCAACACAUCUAUCAAUUAGCAAUAUAAGCAUAACAUAAAAUAACAAUGAACAAAUAAUAAACUACCAAAUAAAGUUUAGGUUAUUCACCCUAAGUAAAUUUGUCUGUCACAUUUUAGGAUUCAUGAUAAAAACUUAUUUAACAUGACAUACCAUAGAUGAAAUGCAUGGCCUGACCAAGACAGUUAUAAUUGAAUUUUUCUCAGUUUAGAGGCUUAAUGUACUGUGCUCAGGACUUCAAAUGAAUGAUUGAUGAGCAGAAUAGUUUGCUGGUUACAUACUUUUUUUAAUGGGUUCUGGUUAACUGCACAUCAUGUUCCCACUUCCGACUGCACACAGACUGGCACCUAAAAUAUUCCCUUGACAUUCAAAAUGCCCUCUACAAGUACAUUGACAAUACAUAUGUAGUUCCACUCUGCUCCAAAUUUUACUUUUUUGCAAGUAUCAUAGUGAAAGCUCGAACAGAGUUUUUUAAAAAUCAUUUGCUAUAAUAGUGAUUCAGAUAUCAGGAGUCUGAAUAACAAGGUUUGACUGAAUUCUGAAUAAAUGCAUAGGUUACAAUGACUGUCAGAAUGUUCAAAUCAUCCAUUAACUUCCCUAAAAUAUAUCAGAAAGUUUUUUAAAAAGUAGUUUAUUUGGUAAUGGUGGCCAAUGUGCCAAGUAGCUUUAUAGACACUAAAGAAAAUAGCUAUUGCUUUGGGGUUUUUUUUUGUCCUUUCACAUAAGAAUAUUGUUAAACACGAUCCAAAUAUAAGCCCCUCACAUGCCACAUCCAUUUUUAAUGAAUCGGCAUAAAAAUGUAGUUAUGCACUCUCAAACACGAAUACUGUAACAGGUUAUUCUUGAAAUGGAAAUAAGAGUGAUCUGAAAUUUGCUGUAAAAGUGAAAGCAAAUAUAAAAAUAGAAGGCUGGGAAAAAAUGAUCAGGGCUGGGUAUUGAAAGGCAGCUGUCACUGCUUUUGGUAUGGGUUUAUAGUAUCUAAGGAGGAUCAUUUACUUUUUUUGUUGAUUGUAGUUUCAAUCUGUUUAGAGCCUUCCACUUCAAGAGGCAGCUACAUGGUAUGUUUUUACAAGUCAAAUGACCAUUAAGAUACUGAUGCAGCAUACUAGCAAUUUGCAAUCCCAUCUCUCUGUUUUGCCAUAUGUGAGGUUCUUCUUAACCACUUUUAAUUUGUUGCCAUUUUACAUGCUAUUAGUUCAAAAGCAUUUUGCUCGAUGUUAUGUAAAAUCUGAUUUUAUCAAAAGUGAAUAUUAAGUGGGUGGUUCGUAAAAUACAAAGUGCUUUAAGAACUAUUAUCCUUAUUACAACUUUCUAAAUUUUUGAGUGGUCUCUCAAAAGGUAGGAAAAGAACAUUCAACACUACAUGUAUUACAAUAGAUGCCAAACAAAGCUGCAUCUUUGCUUUGAUAUUUUCAGCAGAAAAUACACUUUAAGAGCCAUUGUUGCUUGUAUCCUGCAUACAAGCAUAAGUGGAGUCACCUGUUACUUUGUGGGGACAGCACAAUGGUCUCUUCGGACAAUACAUCAAGAGUUAUUCUUUGGUGCUUUCCCAGUUUCCUGUUUGUGCAUCUGACAGAACUAAAAUGUAUCUCCUGCUAUUUAGGUGAUUAACUUAUAUUUUAUUUUGCAUAUUAUGCUGUCAUUUUCAUCAUGAAAAUUCAAUGUGUGGGUGUUGAUGUGAGCACUUUUGAGUGUUAGGAGCAUGGAUGAUAGUGACUGAAGACUAUCUUUUAUAUACUGAUGUCCAAAAUAAACAGCAGUUUCUGGGAUUGUACUCUUUCCCCUACUUGGAAAACAGCCACAUCUAUUUCUGGUAUCGUUUAGCAAUGUAAGCCACUUUAGAGACUGCAUAUAACAAAUUAAAUUAAAAAUCACAUUUGCCUGCAUGGAGGCAGGACUACAAAUCAACUGACCAAACAUAAACACAAGUGUCAAUAAAUGGAUGACACCAUGGCAAAAAUAAAUGUGCAUAAGGUGUAAGAAUGAGAACCGAACAGUGAGCCAAAGUGUGGCUAUGAAAAAUAUUUUCUGAAGAGGAAAGUUUUCAACAGUCCAAAAUAGAAAUGGGCAGAGAAUUAAAAAUGGGAGAGUCGGCUGAAUUUCUCUGACUUGUAACACAGACAGGAGGGGCAACACCAGACUGUGGCAAGGUGUCAGGAGAUAGGUAUGCUAAGACCAAAUGAUGAGCAUGGCAAAUAUGUAAAUUCAUGCAAGCUUGCACUAGCAGCCAGUAGAGUGUAGCAUGGUCUGCUUUUCACUUGGAUAACCUUUUCAGAAAUUUGUCUAGUUGGUGAUCUAGUGAGAUCAACAAGUAUAAGUUAUUCAACUAUGAUGGCCCAAAAGCAGAAUGGAGAUUCUCAGUGGAGGAAGACAUCUGCAGAUUGCAUUGUGAUAUUCCUGAACAUGCAUCAGUUAAAGAUAAUAAGUUAAUACCAGAAAAGAAUGCCACAGAGUAUAUUUUCCAGAGGCUGUUGAUUUAAUUCUUUGAAGGACAUCCAGAUAGAUCUAAGCAAGGCUAGAUGUUAUGCAUUAUCAGCAUACAUGCAAGUUCGUGGUAGAUGGCAUGACCAAGUGCUUGGAUGUACACUGAAUUAAAGGCCCAAGAACAGAGCCUCAGGUGAAGAUGUGGAGCCUUUGCCAGACUGAAUGUGGUCAGUGUAAACUAUAGUUAAAGUUCCUGAACACGGCCUGCAGUUGUUUGGGCACAAGAAGUCUGGAGUAAACAAAACUUCUCUGCAAUAGCUAUCUCAAUAUUAAAAAGUUACAUUUGGUUACCCAACAGGGUUUUCAGCUAUCCUGGCUUGGGAGAACUUCAUAAAAAAAAAAAAAAAA
Pomacea canaliculata is the source of this 6125-nucleotide messenger RNA. Its product is annotated as histone-lysine N-methyltransferase KMT5B-like. The record is from RefSeq and is a predicted model, not a curated record. Gene Ontology annotation, molecular function: protein binding; histone H4K20 methyltransferase activity. Lineage: Eukaryota; Metazoa; Mollusca; Gastropoda; Architaenioglossa; Ampullariidae. Gene Ontology annotation, cellular component: nucleus.